AUGUCAUUAGAGAUUCAGGAACAGACAGAAUGUCUAUCAGAUAUAACCAAUAAUACUUCAAUAACAGAGCAUCAAAUAAAAAGAAAAAUUGUACUAGAGACAUCUGAGGAAAUAGAGCCAAUUACGAAAAAAUCAAAAUCAAAAUCAAAUAAAACAACUUCGAAAUGGUAUCCGCCAUCAGUAACAUCAAUUGAAAAACCGUUUGAUUUCAAAACAACUACAUAUUUUUCAAAAGUUCCAAUUGAAAUUGAAAAAUUGACUUCGGAAGAGAAUGAAAACAGUUUUAUUGUAAUUGGGGUUGACGAAGCUGGUAGAGGACCAGUUCUUGGACCUAUGGUAUAUGGAAUUUCAUAUUCCCUUGAAAGAUUUUCAAAUGAUUUACAAAACAAAUAUGGAUUUGCGGACUCUAAAGUAUUAACAGAUGAUAAAAGACAAGAAUUGUUUAAAUUAAUUGAAGAUGAAACUCAUGAAUUAAAUAAAAAUGUAGGUUGGGCUACAACGACUAUUACUGCUAAAGAUAUAUCUUCAGGGAUGUUAAAAUCUAAAAAUGCUGGUGGAUCGGGAUUAUCUUAUAAUUUAAAUGAACAAGCACAUGAUGUUACAAUUGAUUUAAUUAAAAAUGUAGUUAAGUUAUUAAAUAAUCAUAUUAGUAUGAACAAAAUUAAAUUAUUUAUAGAUACUGUUGGACCACCAAUAACUUAUCAAAAUAAAUUGAAAAAUAUAUUUCCACAAAUAAAUGAAAUCAUAGUGACUAAAAAAGCAGAUAGCAUUUAUUCAAUAGUAAGUACAGCAUCAGUUGUAGCUAAAGUAACAAGAGAUUUGAAUAUAAAUUAUUUUACAAAUACUGAAUUUACAAAUGAAGUUAAGAGAAAUAUAUUGUACAAUGAAAAAUUAGGUUCUGGAUAUCCAAGUGAUCCAAAUACAAAUAAAUGGUUAAAUAACAUAGACAAUAUUGAUAAAUUAUUUGGAUGGUGUUUUGGAUUUAUUAGAUAUUCAUGGCAAACAACAAAAGAUUGUCUAAUAAAGAAUAAAUGUAUAAAUAUAAUUUAUGAAGAAGAUUGCGAAGAAUAUAUUAAAAAGAAGAAUGGAUAUAAAAAAGAUGUAUAUAAAUUAAUGGAAGAAGAAAACAAUAAUAAUAAUGUUAAACCGAAAUUUGAUAAGAGUUAUUAUGUAAAUACUUUUAAUAAUGGAAAUAUCUUAUAG
Messenger RNA from Insectozyma verbasci, 1203 nucleotides. Lineage: Eukaryota; Fungi; Ascomycota; Pichiomycetes; Serinales; Debaryomycetaceae. The record is from the annotation of a GenBank genome assembly.